CCUUCAACUGCAUCGGCUUUCUCCAUCUCUGCGCUGCUUGUUUUUCUUCUUCCUGUUCCCUCCCCGUCGUGGUUGUUGGUUUUCGGUUUUCGCUUGUAGUUUUCUUCCUUUGUCUAUAUUCGCGCGGUUGCUAUCUUCGCCUUUAUCCUCUGAAACGUGUCCCCGUACUCCCCUGUCAGGAGUCUCACUUGGUAGCCUCACUUCCCCUGACACCCCCCUCAGUUUCUGUUGCGACGCGACGCCUCGAGAUUUGGUUUCACCCCGAUUGGAUCUCCACUCUCGACAUACUUGGUCGAGAGUCACGAACUGUCGUUACUGUUUACCUGCCCUUCUCCGAAAGGUUUUCUGUCCGAUCACUGCGCCCUAAGACACGAUAUUCCGUGGAGCCCCCUAUUCUUAUCGCAAACCGCUUCGAACAUAUACAACAUGAAGGCCUCGAAUAAUUUUCUGUGUCUGGUUUCUGCAGUAGCCCUUGCUGUAGAGGGCUACCAGGCCCCUUCAGCUGUCGCGCCCAGUCCGUCGCUACCGAACAUUACUUCUCCGGUCCCGUUGCCAAAUAUUCAAACACCCCGAAGCAAAGAGGAGGAGUCGAAGCUACCAUUGGACGCCCGUCAAAUGGUUCAAAUUGCCAACCCCGGUGUAGCCAAACCCCCGGCUGCCGCUACCACGGAAGAGAUUCUUACGACGACCGUUGUAGAUCAAUGGCCGGAACCCUCGAGUGGAUCAAUCGGACUGGGAACAUUGACCGCAUCCGCGGGAGUGACAAAAUCACUGCGUGCGCGGAGUGAAGGCACACUCGGCCAGACCCCAUGGAUAGGAAUGGCGAUCGGGCUCACAUGCACGGCGCUUGCGGCCGUGAUGCUGGGGUAAUUAUCAGACGCCGAACCUUGGGAGCUUGAAGUUUUACUAGCGACCAUCGCAUCUCAUUGCCCAUUUCAUGGGUUUUGCAUAUGGAGUUCACCUUUUCUUUUCUACGACCUAGCAACCAGCAUGGGUUGCUACUUGCUACGAGCGUAUUUGCAUUCAUGCAUCCGACAGCAGAUAGCCCUAUAAUACUUUGUGGAUAGUAUAUGGGCGCUGCCUCUUUGUUCUAUACUUUUUUUUUCAUCCUUCUGUGCUGCAUUGCUCUUGGCCGUACUAUUCUUAUCAUUCAUACCCAAUUGUUGUAUAGACUGGGUUUGCUUUUUUAUACGUGUACAUGAUACCUUUUCUUUGAAGAUUCCGCUUCUGUCUUGAUAUACUCGGAUUUACUCGACGAUGUAUCUACUAUGCAUGAUGAUCCAACCAAUAUAUCUAUUACAUUUUUAUUACUGAAUGGUUCCUUGCAGGCACCUUUCGUUUUAUUUCUUAUGGCGGAACACGCGAUAGCCA
Messenger RNA from Aspergillus alliaceus, 1371 nucleotides. RefSeq lists its product as uncharacterized. Lineage: Eukaryota; Fungi; Ascomycota; Eurotiomycetes; Eurotiales; Aspergillaceae. The record is from RefSeq and is a predicted model, not a curated record. Bases 427 to 870 code for a protein of 147 amino acids. The transcript has a single exon.